Molecule: messenger RNA, 285 nt
Organism: Lodderomyces theae
Lineage: Eukaryota; Fungi; Ascomycota; Pichiomycetes; Serinales; Debaryomycetaceae
Gene: PGA58
Product: Pga58p
Exons: 1
Coding region: 1-285 (94 amino acids)
Source: RefSeq, a predicted model, not a curated record
AUGCAAUUCUCAAUCGUCGCUUUAUUCGCCGCCACCGCCGCCAUCGUCAACGCUGAAAUCACCCAAACCGUUGAAUCAACCACCUUGGCCACCAUCACCGACUGUGGAUCUCACGCUUCAUCAUGUCCAGCUUCAACCAUUGCUGCUCAAUCUUCGUCUGCCGGUAACGGAACCGCUCCAUCAAACGGUACUGCUCCAGGUGUCUCCACUUUCGAAGCCGGUGCUGCUAAGCAAUACGCUGCUGGUGCCGUUGCUUUGGCUGCUGGUGCUUUAUUGGCUUUGUAA